Chelonia mydas (Green sea turtle) is the source of this 2960-nucleotide messenger RNA. It is a transcript of the gene IL17RC, whose product is annotated as interleukin 17 receptor C. Gene Ontology annotation, molecular function: interleukin-17 receptor activity. The record is from RefSeq and is a predicted model, not a curated record. NCBI's taxonomy places the organism in Eukaryota, Metazoa, Chordata, Testudines, Cheloniidae. The coding region runs from base 384 to 2678 and encodes 764 amino acids. The transcript is spliced from 18 exons.
GAAAGGAAAGGAAAGGAAAGGAAAGGAAAGGAAAGGGAAGAGCAGAGCAGAGCAGAGCAGAGCAGGGACUGUGUGCAGUGUGGUACAGACCAGAGCACUGAGCUGAGUUCAGCCAGCUGGGAUCCCAGGGCUGGGCUGGCUAUGCCAACCCCCCCUGCACGGUGCCUGGCUGGGGCUGUGGGCCUGAGUGGGAAGUCCUGAGUCGGGCGCCCUUGUUGUGGGGGCCGGCUACUCCCUGGAGGACCCCAGGACCUGGGAGCCCGGUCUGAAGGGAGGCCUGAGCUGGGUGCUGGCCCUUCAAGGGGAAGGGGCUCCCCGCUGGAGCCACUCAUGGCUGGCGGGGACAGCCCCUGGCGCUGGCUCUGACCCUGCAGGCCCCGGAGAUGCAGGCGGUGGGCUUAGGGCUCUUCCUCCUGCUCCUGCCCAGAGUGGGGCUCCGCGCCCCCCCGGACUCUGUCAGCUGCUCCCAGGGCCUGUCCUGCUGGCUGCUGGAGGCCGACGUGUUGUGCAGCCCUGGGGCCGUGGGGCUGGCCUCUGGCCCAGUUCUGGUGCCGACCCAAAUGAGGAUGGAGUCUGUGCUGCACUGCACAGCAGCGUCCGACUGCUCCCCCUGCGUGAAGGUCGAGCUGCAGCUGGCUGUGCUGGGGCCCCAGGAGGAGGUGGCAGGUGAGGGGAUCCGAGAUGGAGCUGGGUUGGACGCCCUGCGGCAUCGGGACAGUGGGCCCCUGCGGAGCUGGGUGCUGCUCUCGGUACAGACGUACCCCUCCUCCCGCUGUGUCGCCCUCGAGGUCCAGCUGCCCCGCACCCUGGCACGCCCCAACCACACCGUGGGCUCCCUGUGGUUUCACUGCUUUGAGGCGGUCCUGCGAGGGGAGCUGCACGUCACGUCCUACACAAGUCCCCGGUACCGGGAAGUGCUGAGCCAGACGCACCGUGUGCCCGACUGUUCCUGGCCUGCAGCGCGGGCUGCCAUCCGGCUGUGCCAAGUGCCCAGGCUGCACCUCUCUGUGGGGCCGGAGCACCUGGUGGUGCAGUUGCAGGAUGUGCCCGCGGGGCAGAACUUCACCAUGUGGUUCUACUGGAACCAGACAAGUGGACUCAAAGGACUCAGGACAGAGAAGGGGCCUCAGAACUACAGCCUGCCCUCUGCCCAGCUGCUGCCCUGCCUCUGCCUGCAGGUCUGGCCAGAUAUCCCGGAUCCCCCCAGGACCAGCCGCUGCCCCUUCACGCAGGACCCUAUGGCGUGGACCCGGCUGUGGGCACAGGCCCAGCUGAAGCUGCGUCUCACCGCGGGGAGGCUGAGCUGCUCUGUGUCGGUGCCAUGCGCUGUACCAGCCGAGCUCGUGCCCUGCUGGAGGCCGAAGAGGGCCGGGCCCUGCCAUGAGCUGCCACACCUGCGUCAGGCCCUCACCCUGCCUACUCUCCACGAGUUUGGGACGUUGCAGCCUCAUCCGAACCUGUGUGUCCAGGUGUGGAGUGGUGGGCGGGUCCAGCUCAUGCAGUGCCUGCUGGAAGGCGCCAUGCAGGGCCAGCCGGCCGACCUCUUGCUGAUGGAGACCAGGGACCUGCAGGGGAACAUGUUGCUCUGUGCCAUGGAGCAUGGCACCUGCGUUCCACUGGCCAGCUCCACCUGCAUGGGAGUUGCGGUGGGGGCCCUGGAGCAGCAGCUGCGACGGGAUGUGCAGUCAGGGCAGUGUCUGCAGGUCAGUGCUGUCUGGGAACGGUAUUGUCGCACACGUGGGUGUAAUGGGUCCUUGCGCUGCGUCAGUAACAGGCAGCUGUCUCCACAGGUCUGGCAUGCUGAGGGCAGCGUGGUGGGCACCGGCUGGGCCUGCUCACUGGAGAAGUAUCUCCGUGCCCACUGGGUGCUGGCUUGGAUGGGGGGUCUCCUCAGCACCUUCUGCAUCCUGCUCCUGCUCCUGCUCAAGAAGGAAAAUCUGAAAGGGUGGCUGAAGAUGCUGAAGGAGGAUUAUAGCUCUGGUGGGGUGCUGCGGGGCCGGCGUGCCCUGAUCCUCUACUCGCCCGACCACGCCGGCUUCGAGCGGCUGGUGAGCACCCUGGCCUGUGCCCUGACACGGCUGCAGCUGGCGGUGUCAGUGGAACUGUGGAGCCGGGCUGAGCUCUGUGCCAUGGGUCCCAUGCAGUGGUUCCAUGCCCAGCGGCUGCGGGUGCUACAGGAGGGUGGCACGGUGGUGCUGCUGUUCUCCAGGGGCGCCGUGGCCAGGUGCACGGAGUGGCUGCUCUGGAAGCAGGGGGAACGGCUGCCCCGGGACGAUCCGUACAGCGCUUUCUCAGCCUCCCUCAACUGCGUCCUCCCCGAUUUCCUGGCUGGCAAGGCUGGGGGCCGGUACCUGGUGGCCUGCUUUGAGGAUCUCCUCCGGCCGGCCGACAUCCCAGAGCUCUUCCGCGCAGUGCCCAUCUUCACGCUGCCCUCCCAGCUGCCCACCUUCCUCCUGGCGCUGGCCGGCACUGCUGCCGGCAGGGAGCAGAAGAGGAGCCUGAAGAAGCACUCCCUGUGGAUCGGCGACAGCCUGCAGCGCGCCAUCCGAGAGUGCCAGCUGCAGAAGCCUGAUGGGCACUGCCCAGCACAGGCGUCUGCCCUGCCUGGGAGCGGACACGUACCGAUGGGUGCCAAGAGUGAGGUUGGGGAGCUCCCUCCACCCAUGGGCUCCACGUGACUGAGGCUCUGUCCCCUGAGACUCUGGGCACUGUCGGCAGACAGGAUAUGGGGCUAGAUGGACCUUUGGCCUGAGCCAGUCUGGCCCUUCUUAUGUUCUCCUGCAGAGCCAGAGUGUAUCUGCCACUGUCUCUGCACCACCUGGGCUGGGCCUGGAGGGCAAACCUUCGCUGGCACCUGGCUGGAGCUUGUGCUGGCGGGGCGCGGGGCCUGGCCCCUGCCCUGCGGCGGGCUCUGCGGGUCACUGCCCCAUGCUCCCAAUAAAGGCUGGUUAUUUUUCUAA